AAACUCACUGUAUCUUACUCCUUUUCUUUGAGAUAUGAGGCCACUGCUGGGUUCCUCGGAACCCAGGCGUUGGGUUUCUUGGAACCCAGGCCUGGGUUCGUUCGAAGAACCCAGUAGAUGGGUUCGAACGAACCCAGGCUCAAGGAACCCAGCUGGGUUCGCCUGGGUUCGUUGCCUGGGUUCGUCGUCUGGACCUGGGUUCGUCGAACCCAGGGCUGGGUUCGACGAACCCAGGCGAUCUGGGUUCGACGAACCCAGGCGAUCUGGGUUCGGUCGACCUGGGUUCAGCCGACCUGGGUUCGUUGAACCCAGGGCUGGGUUCGACGAACCCAAGCGAUCUGGGUCCGUUGAACCCAGGCCGAACCCAGAUCGCCUGGGUUCAACGGACCCCGAUCGCCUGGGUUUGUUGAACCUAGCACCAGGUUCGUCGAACCCAGCCCUGGGUUCGAAAGAAUCCAGGACGCCGCCUGGGUUCGUUCGAACCCAGGCGUCCUCCAGGAAGCCAGGCGGCUUCCUGGGUUCGAACGAACCCAAGAGCAAAAGGUAAAAAAAAAAGAGAAAUUUUUUUUUUUCUGUGGAUCUUGUUGUUUCAUGAUGAUGGAGGAAUUGAUUGAUGAAGAAGGCUAGGUAAGAUAAGGAUCUGAGAACUGGGAAUGGGGAAGAAAGGGGGAGAAGAGUUCAAGCUUUGCAGGAGGUGGGGCCCACUCUUUUUUUUUUUUGAUUUGUGGAUCUUGUUGUUUCAUUAUGAUGAAGGAAUUGAUUGAUGAAGAAAGCUAGGCAAGAUGA
Messenger RNA from Rubroshorea leprosula, 786 nucleotides. The record is from the annotation of a GenBank genome assembly. Lineage: Eukaryota; Viridiplantae; Streptophyta; Magnoliopsida; Malvales; Dipterocarpaceae.